CGGGCAGGAAGAAGACGACACGAGGAGAAGACGGCGGUGUUUGAAGGAAGACGACGUCGCCCGAGCAAGAAGGAAGACGUUGAGGUAGACCUCUUCCUUUCUCCUGAUUCAUUGAGGGCACCAACGUGACGGUGAAGGCAGAUCUUUGAGGAAUUUUGCAAGAUGACAAGAUCCAAGAGCUGUUCGAUUCCAGCUCCUCCAUGAGAAGGGGAGGUGGAGGCACAUCACUGGC
Linum tenue is the source of this 232-nucleotide messenger RNA. The record is from the annotation of a GenBank genome assembly. Lineage: Eukaryota; Viridiplantae; Streptophyta; Magnoliopsida; Malpighiales; Linaceae.